CACCAGCAGGAACAGCGGCAGCAGCGAACUCUGGGAGGACGGAAGAGCUACUCGUCGGCCAGCCGGAGGGGGGACGCGAUGCAGCGGCACGCUGUGCCAUCCUGGAUUCUGCUCUUCUGCGCACUCUCACAGGUAUGCUGCCAAAUGUGUGGAGGCCCUUGCUACUGUCCCAGGUCUCCGCCCCAUUGCCCUGCCGGUGUCCCCCUGAUCCUGGACGGCUGCCGCUGCUGCCGGGUCUGUGCCAGGCAGCAAGGCCAGACGUGUGACGACAAAUUCCUGUGCGAUGCCCAACGGGGACUGCAGUGUGACUACAGUGCUAGCUUUCCAGGCGGUCCAGGAGAGUGUGUCAGUCAGGAGGAAUUGGGCUGUGAGCUCAAUGGAGAGACGUACCAGGAGGGCCAGGUGUUCCAGCCAUCAUGUGGCCUGCAGUGCCGCUGUGCCGGGGGGGGUGUGACCUGUGUGCCCCUGUGCAGUGACGAAGUGCAGCUGCCCAGUGCAGACUGCCCACAUCCCCAGCACAUCCAGCUGCCAGGGAAGUGCUGUAAGGAAUGGGUCUGUGAGAACACGGACAACAGCGUCCUCCAGAAGACCCUGCCAGCCUACAGGCUAAAUGGCACAAGGAUGGACGUCUCCAGUCAGAGCCGGAUCCCUAUUUCCAACUGCAUCGAGCAGAGCACAGCGUGGAGCCCCUGCUCCCAAACCUGCGGCCCAGGAAUAUCCACCCGUGUUUCCAACCAGAACCGGGCUUGUCGUUUGGAGCUGCGUAGUCGGCUGUGCCAGCUGCGACCCUGCCAGGGGGCUCCCCUCAGGGUCUCUAAGCAGCCGAAGCGCUGUGAGCCCAGCUACAGGUCUGCGCAGCUGGUACGGCUAGAGUACCUGGGCUGUCACAGCGUACGACUCUACCUCCCCCGGUACUGUGGGAUCUGCUCCGAUGGUCGCUGCUGCACUCCGAACCGCACCCGCACAGUCUGGGUGAUGUUCCGCUGCCCGCGAGGUCGCCUGCUGAGCCAUCCCGUCAUGGCCAUCGACUCCUGUUCCUGUCACUACCACUGUCCCCAGCUGCUCAACACUGCCCCCAGGAGGCCUGAGCCUAUCCGCACCAUAUUCCAGUUAUUCCAGUUAUAAGUGCCCAUAUUCAUCUCUUUUCCAUAUUUUAAUCCCACUACAUGCCUACAUACCCUUAUCUGCUAUCCAUGUCCUUGGAAGUAACUUCCCUUGUAAUGUUCCAGCAGGACUGGACUGGGAUUAAAAAUCAGCCCUGUUGCUUUUGCCCAUACAGGCCUAUACCUACCUACACAUGCACUUUAGAGCAAUAUUUCUAAAGCAAAAAAUUUAAAUGUACCUGAAAUUAAAUAGAAAACCUAAAUAGAACUUAUCACCUAAAUAGAUACGCCAAAUAGAACUUGUGUUGUAGAAUUUGUUGGUCUGAGGAGCAGAUUUUGGUGGCCCAUAACCCCAUUGACCCAUCAGGAAAAUGCCCAGUAUGCCAGAUGGCCAGCCCAGUCCUGUACUAUGGGCUAAUCAUAUAUCACUGAAUCCCUGGCCAUAGCUUCUGCCACUGAGAUCCCAAAAAUGCUACAUAAUUGCUAAUCUACAGAAAAGGAUGUAUGGAAUCUAGUAUCCAAUGUGUAAAUGAGCCUUUCCACUGGUUUAGCCUUCAGAUGAAAAAGAAAAGCAUGUCACUAACUUACCAUACCACGAAUUGCCAUUGUAAAUCAUGGGCUCCUAAUCUUUUCCUUCAUGGGGGUUCGUCUGAACUGCACCUAGUCUGGUCACUCACCUAGGACCAAUUUGCCUUGGGAGUCCUUGCCAGGGGCAUUUCCCCUCC
Paramormyrops kingsleyae is the source of this 1828-nucleotide messenger RNA. It is a transcript of the gene ccn5, whose product is annotated as cellular communication network factor 5. Gene Ontology annotation, biological process: positive regulation of cell differentiation; cell adhesion; signal transduction. The record is from RefSeq and is a predicted model, not a curated record. NCBI's taxonomy places the organism in Eukaryota, Metazoa, Chordata, Actinopteri, Osteoglossiformes, Mormyridae. Gene Ontology annotation, cellular component: extracellular region; extracellular matrix. Gene Ontology annotation, molecular function: heparin binding; integrin binding.